AUGUACAAGUUCCUUCCCCUUUUCGUUCUGGCCGUGCUGGUCAUCUCUAGUCAUGCUCUACCCGUGGAUAGCGAAUCCUCGGUAGAGCCGGAGACUACCAAGGACAACGAGGGAUCCUUUGACACCGUCUACGAGAGCAGAGUUGAACCCAAGCAGCGUGUUCUACCCAGGGAGCCCAACCAAAGCGAAUCCACACCAGUGGCCAUCGUGAAAUCAGAGACCAACAAGCACAACGAUGGAUCCUACGACUCCGUCUACGAGAGCGCAGAUGGAACCGUGCGGCAAGAGGACGCCGCUAUAGUUGAUGCGGGCACCGAUGAAGAGGCCCUGGAGGUGAAAGGAUCCUACAAGUACAUCAAUGAUCUGGGUGAGACUGUGGAGGUCUUCUACACGGCGGGAAAGAACGGAUUUGUGCCAUAUGGCUCCAUCAUCAAUCCGGAGAUCACAGCUGUGGCCGAGGCAGCCAAGGAUCUGCCAAAGGCGGAAAAGUUCGAGAAGGUCGAAAAGUUCCAAAAGGUGGAAAAGUUCGCUAAGGUUGAAAAGUUCGAGAAGGUUGAGCAGGCGGAGGAGGCUUGA
This is a messenger RNA of Drosophila kikkawai, 576 nucleotides long. RefSeq names its product Cuticular protein 47Ec (gene Cpr47Ec). Gene Ontology annotation, cellular component: chitin-based extracellular matrix. The record is from RefSeq and is a predicted model, not a curated record. Lineage: Eukaryota; Metazoa; Arthropoda; Insecta; Diptera; Drosophilidae. Gene Ontology annotation, molecular function: structural constituent of chitin-based larval cuticle.